UAAUCUUUGCCCCGGCUUGGCGCGAGUGAAUAUUGAAUGACUUCCGGUAUCCCACUUUGUGGAAUUCGAAUCGAGAUAAAGUCGAUUGUUCGAGAUCCCCGUUUGAGAGUAGGGAACAAUCUAUUCAAUCUGUGUUCGAGACAGGAAGUUUACGUGUUGAAAAUUGACGUGGCGGUCAAUGUUUUAUAGCCGGUGAUUGAACUAAUUUCUAGAUUCCAGAACUAAUUUAACAAUUAGGAAACUGCGGAAAAAUGAAGAUAACAUUAUUUGUGGUUUUGGCUAUAUCAACCGUAUUUGCUGGUGUUCCUAGUCCCGAGGAAACCAAGCGUCUCAUGGAUCAUCUUUCGGACCAGGAACAUUUUAGGAAUGAACACCACAAUAAGCAGUUCGAUCACGAUGCGUUUUUGGGAGAAGACCAGGCGAAAACUUUCGAUCAGCUGCCGCCUGAAGAAAGCAAGCGGAGACUUGGAAUAAUCGUUGACAAGAUUGAUUCAGACAAUGAUGGAUUUGUGACACUUGUGGAACUGAAAGAUUGGAUUAGAUAUACACAAAAACGGUACAUCGAAGAAGAUGUGGAGAGACACUGGAAACAACAUAAUCCCGAAAACAAUGAUAUUCUUCCUUGGGAGGAAUAUAGAAAAAAUGUAUAUGGAUUUAUGGAUGAAAUGGAUGAAAGAGAGCUGAAGACACCCAACAGUGAAGGUUUUACUUACUCUAACCUGUUGAAGAGAGAUCGCAGGAGAUGGCAUUAUGCUGAUGGAGACCAAGAUGAUGCUCUGAACAGGACUGAGUUUGGGUACUUCCUGCAUCCCGAAGAUCAUUCGGGAAUGCGUGAUGUUGUUGUAUUGGAGACUAUGGAAGAUAUUGACAAGGAUAAUGAUGGUAAGGUGUCAUUGGAGGAGUACAUCGGAGACAUGUACAAGCCGGAAGAUGUUGAUGAAGAAGAGGAACCCGAUUGGGUGAAGCAGGAACGUGAACAGUUCACUGGAUAUAGGGACACAAACAAAGAUGGUUUCAUGGAUGAGACGGAGGUGAAGGACUGGAUUGCGCCGCCGGAGUUCGACCACGCGGAGGCGGAGGCGAGGCACCUCGUGUUCGAGGCAGACGGUGACGCUGAUGAGAAGCUCACCAAGGCAGAGGUCCUGGAUAAAUAUGACCUGUUUGUUGGCAGCCAGGCCACUGACUUUGGUGAGGCCUUAGCGAGGCAUGAUGAGUUCUAA
Molecule: messenger RNA, 1220 nt
Organism: Papilio xuthus (Asian swallowtail)
Lineage: Eukaryota; Metazoa; Arthropoda; Insecta; Lepidoptera; Papilionidae
Gene: scf
Product: Calumenin B scf
Exons: 7
Coding region: 252-1220 (322 amino acids)
Cellular component (GO): endoplasmic reticulum
Molecular function (GO): calcium ion binding
Source: RefSeq, a predicted model, not a curated record